GCUCGCUGCGCUGCUGCCGCUGCUGCUCCUGGUGGGACCGGGCUGCUGGGGCCACGCGGAGCGCCCGCGCGACAGCCUGAGAGAGGAGCUCGUUAUCACUCCGCUGCCCUCCGGGGACGUGGCCGCCACAUUCCAGUUCCGUACGCGUUGGGAUUCGGAUCUGCAGCGGGAAGGAGUGUCUCAUUACAGGCUCUUCCCCAAAGCCCUGGGGCAGUUGAUCUCCAAGUAUUCUCUGCGGGAGCUGCACCUGUCGUUCACGCAGGGGUUUUGGAGGACCCGAUACUGGGGGCCACCCUUCCUGCAGGCCCCAUCGGGUGCAGAGCUCUGGGUCUGGUUCCAAGACACCGUCACAGAUGUGGAUAAGUCUUGGAAGGAGCUCAGCAAUGUUCUCUCGGGGAUCUUCUGCGCAUCCCUCAACUUCAUCGACUCCACCAAUACUGUCACUCCCACCGCCUCCUUCAAACCUCUGGGGCUGGCCAAUGACACCGAUCACUACUUCCUGCGCUACGCAGUGCUGCCUCGGGAGGUUGUCUGCACCGAGAACCUCACCCCAUGGAAGAAGCUCUUGCCUUGUAGUUCCAAGGCAGGUCUCUCGGUGCUAUUGAAGGCAGAUCGCUUGUUCCACACCAGUUACCACUCACAAGCAGUGCAUAUCCGUCCUAUCUGCAGAAAUGCUCAGUGCACCAGCGUCUCCUGGGAGCUGAGGCAGACCCUUUCAGUUGUAUUUGAUGCCUUCAUCACGGGACAGGGGAAGAAAGACUGGUCCCUCUUCCGCAUGUUCUCCCGGACGCUCACAGAGGCCUGCCCACUGGCAUCGCAGAGCCUAGUUUACGUGGACAUCACAGGCCACGGCCAGGACAACGAAACACUGGAGGUGAGCCCUCCUCCCACCUCCACAUACCAGGAUGUCAUUUUGGGCACCCGGAAGACCUAUGCUGUCUAUGACUUGUUUGACACAGCCAUGAUCAAUAACUCCCGAAACCUCAACCUCCAGCUCAAAUGGAAGAGACCUCCAGAUAAUGCAGAGGCCCUACCAGUGCCCUUCCUGCACGCACAGCGGUACGUGAGUGGCUACGGGCUGCAGAAGGGAGAGCUGAGCACACUGCUGUACAACGCCCAUCCCUACCGGGCCUUCCCCGUGCUGCUGCUGGAUGCUGUGCCCUGGUACCUGCGGCUGUAUGUGCACACGCUCACCAUUACCUCCAAGGGCAAGGAGAACAAACCAAGUUACAUCCACUACCAACCUGCCCAGGACCGGCAGCAGCCCCACCUCCUGGAGAUGCUGAUUCAGCUGCCAGCCAACUCUGUCACCAAGGUCUCCAUCCAGUUUGAGCGGGCCCUGCUCAAGUGGACUGAAUACACACCAGACCCCAACCACGGCUUCUAUGUCAGCCCAUCUGUCCUCAGCGCUCUGGUGCCCAGUGUGGUGGCAGCCAAACCAGUGGACUGGGAAGGGAGUCCUCUCUUCAACACCUUGUUCCCAGUGUCUGAUGGCUCCAGCUACUUUGUACGACUCUACACAGAGCCCUUGCUGGUAAACCUGCCUACACCUGACUUCAGCAUGCCCUACAAUGUAAUCUGCCUUACAUGCACUGUGGUGGCUGUGUGCUACGGCUCCUUCUACAACCUCCUCACCCGCACCUUCCACAUUGAGGAGCCCAAAUCGGGUGGCCUGGCCAAGAGAUUGGCCAACCUCAUCAGACGUGCCCGUGGUGUCCCUCCUCUCUAAGACGCCCCUUUAGCAGCUGCAGCUGCACACCUAACUACUCAUUCUGUCCAAGGGGAGAAGGGUGGGACUUUUUCUACCACUCCUUCUGUCCCCAGAGUUAGCUUUUGAAGCAAACUCCCCCUAGGCCCGGCCAGAGCCUAGAGCUGUGGUGUCCAGUGUGGUAGCCACAAGCUAGGUAGAGUGCAGACAUUCGUGUUUCCCUUUUGUAGCAGCCAUGCUUGUGCCCAAAAGUGGCUUGUGCUGCUGUACACUGGACAGCCUAAAGAGCAUUCCCAUCAUUGCAGGGCGCUCUCGUGGCCCGGGAAAUGGGAUGCAGAAGAGCCUGUGUUACUGUGUGGUGGUCGAAUUCACUCUUGUAAUAAAGUGGCUGCCUUCCCAGGUCAUUGCUUUCUCCUUGAGGCCUGGGAAAAGUUCCCAGCUAAAGCCUGCUGAUGAGUGCCGCUCUGCCCACUCCUGCCAGAAAUUCCUCCUCCUCCUCUGUAUUUUCCCACCCCUCUCAAAGUAACUCUCCAGCUCUGGUUUGGCUGGGAGGUUUUCUGUGAAUAUAAUCUGUGAUCAUGAAAAUGAAUCCUAUCAGCAAGGGCAGAGGCAGGAACGGCUAACCGCCGAGUCAGAAUGGCUGCGGCUCACUGUGCAGCUGAAAAAUGUUGGAUGUUAAGGACCACUCCCUAGACCACCCAGGAGCUCUGACGUUAGGCCAUUGGCUCCAAGCCUGCCCCUGCCCACCUCCCCUUGUUAGAGAAAUCUGGGUGGGUUCCUAUAGAACAGGUCCUUACACAGUGAGUCACCCUACCCCCCCUUCCUCCAGCACACUUAACUUGAGUUAACUUGUGCUCUCCACCCUAACCCCCAUUUUUCUCCCAACGUGGCAGAAAUGCACUGUUCACCGACCACACACCCCUUAACUGCCUGGUUCGCUUUCUUCCAAAGCUGAAUGAGACAUUGCUUCCUCUGGGAAGUCUAUGACAUGCCAGGAGCUGAGCUUCCAACCUGUAAUUUCAGUGGUCCAGGCUGCAGUUAGGAUUGUGAAUUCAAGGCUCAAUCAGGCUAUGUAGACCCCAUCUUCAAAAAAAAAAAAAAGAAAAGAAAAGAAAAGAAAAAUGCAGAAAGAAACAAAGGCUGGGUAUAUUGACAAUUACCUUUUAUCUAAGCCCUAGGGAGGUAGUUCUUUUGAGUUCAAAACCAGCCUGGGCUGGUUAGGACAGCCAGGGCUACAUAGUGAGACCCUGUCUCAAAAAAAAAAAAAAAAAAAAAAAAAAAAAAAAAAAAAGAAAGAAAGAAAGAAGAAAAAGAAAGAAAAUAUAGGUAGUAGCUCUCAAAAACUAAAGGGUCUUGGCAGCCAAGUGAUGUGGGAUGAUGGCCAAGUCAGAAGAGCAUGAGGCAGCCCUGAUUCAUCUCAAGCAAGUCAGCUGGAGAUGACCUCCACUUGCUGGCUGCAUCUGCAUGUCUUGUUCUUCUCUCCCAGGAUGCAUUUACCCAGCUGCCUUCAUCUUCUUGCCUUCUCCAUUUGGAUGGCUAGAAUCCCUGCAGCUGAACUUGUCAUAUUCCCUGUUCCACCCCAGAUGUGUUCACCCACAGAGUCCCCCUGUAUUUGUCAGCGGCAUCUGCCCUUUUUCCAUCUGUCCAGCCCUUGGAGUCAUCUUUGAUCUUCACCACAUCUAGUAUACACCUUCACAAUAAAUUCAGACUCUUGA
Molecule: messenger RNA, 3423 nt
Organism: Cricetulus griseus (Chinese hamster)
Lineage: Eukaryota; Metazoa; Chordata; Mammalia; Rodentia; Cricetidae
Source: RefSeq, a predicted model, not a curated record